AAGGAAAGCAUCACGUCCUUAGGAAAGGGCGCAGUAGCGUCGUCGCGCAACCGCAGCGCCUUCGGAGACAUUAAGGCGCUCGAACCUGCCCUCAGUAAAAAUGGCUACCACUACGGCUUCACUGACUUCGAAUUGGCGCUCUGGAGGCUUCCGGUGACGGGCGCUGAGCGAGGCGGGAAACAGUUUUAAACUGAGGCGGUGUCUUGGGAGUCUAUUGCGGCUUCUCAACGGCGGGAUUUUCCAGCUGGCCUUGCUUGGCACCCGAGGGGCUCAGGUGCAAAGUGCGAGGCGGGACACACUGUUCCCCUCCUCGGGCAGAGGCCGACUCGGCAGGAGCGAGGGUGGCAGAGCUGGGCGUCUGGCUGUGCGGAAAUGUCACUCGGGGUGAAGUCGCGGGACUCUCCUGGCGUCUGAGGAAGCGGAGGUCUCCGUAGCGGGCACGUUUGUGUCCCUGGUGAACCCGCUUGUCGUGGAGCGCAAGAGAAUUUGGGAGCGACAAGUGUUCCUCCGGCCUCGCCGUUAGCUGCCAUUUGGGCGGCCUUCCCUCCACCCCGCUCCCCCAACUUCUGGGGACUUCAGCCUGGACGAAGUGUUGGGUCCAGUUUUGAAGAAUGAUUGGUGAAGCCGGCAUGGGUGACAGCGUCGUCACGGCACUUCAUUGACCAUGGAUUCCCACAGUACACGGCGAUCAACUCCCAGACGAAGGGCAUCCGCAAGGCUGAAGGAGUACGUCCUAGGUGCCACCCCUCUGCAGAAGCGGCUGGAGUCGGCCCGGAAGCAGACCUCACUCGCCGCGACCUCGCCUCCACGGAGGAUUCCCCAGAGGUCGCAGUUGCGGGAAGAUGUUGAUCCUCAAAAGGUUGCAUUCCUUCUGCAUAGGCAGUGGACUCUGUAUAGUUCGACGCCCCUGUAUAAGUUCUCCUACACUAGUCUCAAAGAGUACUCGAAACUCCUGAGUGCAUAUAUUGCUGCUGAAAAGCAGAAAGGACUUGCCGUGGAAGUGGGCGCAGACUUGAACCUCAGAGUGAGUUUCUCUACUCUCCAGGGAGUGAAAGGAACACACAGGGACCCCGACACAGUUCUCGUCCAGAUUCUGUCAAAAUCUCAAUUGCCGUCUGAGAGCAGAGAGGGCAAAGUGCUGUGGACCGGUUGGCUCUGCUGCGUGUUUGGAGACAGUCUCCUGGAGACCGUCCCAGAGGACUUCACCUGCCUGCCCUUAUUCCUGACCAGUGGCGCAGAGGCCAACACCGCCCUUGUCGGAACCUGGUUUCAGAAGACUUUCGACUGCUGUUUCAGUCCCUUAGCCAUCAAUGCGUUCAAUCUUUCCUGGAUGGCGGCUAUGUGGACGGCGUGCCAAGUGGACCGCUGCGUGGCCCCCACGGAAUUCCUUUGGUCCGUACCCUGUAGCCCUCAAAGUCUGGACAUUUCUUAUGCCAUACAUCCGGAAGAUGCCAAAGCUCUGUGGGACGGUGUCCACAAAGCAUCUGGGGAAGUCACCCAGGAGGAAGUCGACUUAUUCAUGGACUGCCUUUGUUCACAUUUCCAUAGGCAUUUCAAAAUUCAUUUAUCAGCCACAAGAUUGGUUCGUGUUUCAACAUCUGUAGCUUCAGCCCACACUGAUGGAAAAAUAAAGAUUCUGUGUCAUAAAUACCUUAUUGGAGUGUUGGCGUAUUUGACAGAACUGGCCAUUUUUCAAAUUGAAUGAGGCCUUGUGAGCACGAUACAUUAUAGAUUAUAUACCUUCUUCUCCUGGAUCGUUUGCCUAGCUGCUGUGCUGAGAGGGACCGCGGGGAGAGACGGCCCGUCUGCGUCUGUGUCCCCACAGCGCCUUUGCAGGUGCCCAGAAGGCUGCCAAGCAGGAUCCCGAAGAACAGGAGGUGGCGGGGGGUGAGCCCCAGCCAGCUGCUCCUGGGACGGCCACGGUGCUCGGGACGCCGGUCUGUGCAAAAGGCUGAGUGUGAUUUGUUGGUUAUCUUCCUAAGAAAUAGGGAAUGUUUAUUAUAUCAGCUUUUAGAAUUCAAACGAGAUACCGCUAAUAUUCAGUAUUUCUGAGUUGUGUCUGUAAAACUUUUAACCCCUUGUAAGCAUUUUAGACUUGUGUUCGGAGAGAAUUUCUGUCUUACAAAGACAUUCUCCUAGCACCAUUUUGCUGUGGAGAACUCGCAAUCAAAAACUAAACUAAAAGAUGAGUGUAGGUUUUUAAAACCACUAAUAUGCCUUUCUUUUUAAUAUUCUGUCCUUAUUGCAACGUUGCAUUAAAUAGUCACUUUUAAACGGAAGCAGUGUGUUUAUCAGUGUCUUGGUGGCAGAUCGUUAAUGGACGCCUCAGGAAUGGGGAGUCGGGGCUUUUUCUCUAGCACAGCGGUUUCAAACCACGAAUUACGCAGCCACAGUCAUACAAUUGGAAGGCACUGGUGAACCUCUUUGGAGGGCAGAGACUUUCCUAACUUUCAUGUCCAUAAUUUUGCUCUAAGCACAGUGCUUAGUAAAUAACUGGAGAAAAAUGAAUGAAUUUUAACCAACUCUUUCAUUUUAUAGAUGAAAAUAUACCAACUUUAGAGAUUUGCCCAAGAGGUUAUAUCUAAAUCUCUGCUUUUUAUCAAUCGUAGCUGAGCAUAGGAAGGUUUUAUGUUAGAAACCAAGUUUUUAAAAAUCUUGUUUAGAGGAGAGUAACUUUAAUAGGUUAUCAUUCUAAAAACAAAUACUAGCUUUGGGAGUGUGGUGUUAUUUCACAGAUAUUGGAAUCAGCAGAGGUAGGAGAAGCAGCAGGGGUUCGGAGUCAGACAUUCAUUGAACUGACAUUAAGCUUCUGCUCUGCACUUAGAGUUGUGUUGGGUAACAGGGCUGUAGCAGGGAAGGCAAAAGAGAUCCCUGUCCUGUGGGAAUGACUAAUGGAGGGAGCCAGAGGAGAACCGAUUUCCUGCGGAGACGAGGGCUGUGAAGGAAAUAAGGCUGUACGCUAGGACGGAGGGUGAUGGGCGGGCCUGGUCUAGGGACAAGUGUCCAAGAAGGGCCCUCUGAGGGAGUGACAGGUGAGCUGAGCCCUGGGUGAUGAGCGGGAACCACCAGGGGAAGAUCUGAGGACAGCCGUGUCUGGCUGGUGGCACCACCGGAGCGCAGGCCCUGGGGCAGGUGAGGGCUCAGCCUGUUGAAGGAGCAGAGGGAGUGUGUGCAGCGGAACG
Artibeus jamaicensis (Jamaican fruit-eating bat) is the source of this 3182-nucleotide messenger RNA. It is a transcript of the gene CENPL, whose product is annotated as centromere protein L. The coding region runs from base 665 to 1705 and encodes 346 amino acids. Lineage: Eukaryota; Metazoa; Chordata; Mammalia; Chiroptera; Phyllostomidae. The transcript has 5 exons. The record is from RefSeq and is a predicted model, not a curated record.